AGUAGAACCAAAUGUACCAUUCACACAAAAACCAAAAAAUGAGAGCUUCAAAUUUCACAAAACUCCUCUAUUUCUUCACUCUUUUUCUUACCAUGUUAUUUAUAAUCACAUCAGUAAAUAGCCAAUCACAAUGCAAUGAUACAAUAGCUAAGUGUAAUGAAGAGUUGGAGAUGUUAAUGGAAUCUGAUAUUAGUAGAAGAUUUCUUGAACAAAGAAAAAAAUAUAUUUCUCCUGGUGCUUUGAAAAGAGAUAAACCGGUGUGUAACGGCGGCGGUGGCGGCCAACCGUAUUCCCGGAGCUGCCUGCCGCCGCCGUCGAAUCCGUAUAAUAGAGGUUGUUCUAAGUAUUAUCGUUGUAGAGGUGAUCAAUGAUAGAAAAAUAUGUGUCUAUGAGUUUAUAUAUGUUUUUUUUUUUUGCUACUUAAUACUUAUGAUUUUGUAUUGUGGUUGUGAAUGAAUUUUGCUUUUGCUGGUGUUA
This is a messenger RNA of Lycium ferocissimum, 477 nucleotides long. Its product is annotated as protein RALF-like 32. The record is from RefSeq and is a predicted model, not a curated record. The transcript has a single exon. The coding region runs from base 12 to 371 and encodes 119 amino acids. NCBI's taxonomy places the organism in Eukaryota, Viridiplantae, Streptophyta, Magnoliopsida, Solanales, Solanaceae.